Molecule: messenger RNA, 297 nt
Organism: Macrosiphum euphorbiae (potato aphid)
Lineage: Eukaryota; Metazoa; Arthropoda; Insecta; Hemiptera; Aphididae
Source: the annotation of a GenBank genome assembly
AUGUUAAGAAACAAUCCUCCAGUUCCUUGGUGGAACUCUCGAUGUAUUGAAUCUAUAAAAUCAAAAAAGACUGCCUUCAAUAAAUUUAAGAGCGCAAAAUCCCAAGCUGAUUUCAUAGAAUUCAAAAAACGCAGAUCUCAAGCCAGACGUACAAUUAAAGACAGCAAAACAAUGAGUUGGCUUGCCUACACGAGUUCAAUAAAUUCUAAAGCAAACCCAAAACAAAUAUGGAAUACAAUUAAGGCUUUUAAAUGCAUCAACAUACGACAAUAUACAGAUCCUCAAAAACGAAAAUGA